Molecule: messenger RNA, 1882 nt
Organism: Schizophyllum commune H4-8
Lineage: Eukaryota; Fungi; Basidiomycota; Agaricomycetes; Agaricales; Schizophyllaceae
Exons: 6
Coding region: 56-1681 (541 amino acids)
Source: RefSeq, a predicted model, not a curated record
CCCGAACCUAGCUCAGAACCGCAUAUAUGCGUGAAAAUCGACCCAUUUGAUAGUUAUGGCGCCGAAAUCGGGUUCAUCCAUGAUCUCCCAUCCUUCUUCCGACGUCGAAAUACACGUCUCCAACAAAGUGGGCAUGUACAACCUGGCUUCAGCUUGGGUCCUCGUCGGCAUGACCACUCCAUUGUGCUCAACGGUCGACAUCUUCCGCUUCUUCACACACGCAGUCCUCAUGGCGCAAGGCCUGUUCGUAGGUGAACGGAGGGCCUUCGACAUGAUCGAGCUCAGAGGGAACCACUACCUCUACGUGGUGAUAGGGCUGCUCAUUCUGGAAGAGUUUGGGUACAUCUGCCGCCUGUACCCUGACGUGUACAAGUUCGCUCUUCAGGCCAUGACCAACAACAUCUCGCUGAAUUCCCUCGCGAAGAUUAUCAACCUUCAUGCAGGUCCGAUCCGGUCCAAGGAGGGGGCUGAUGAGUUCGAAGCAGCAGUUGGCCAGAUUGAGUGGGAAGGGGAGGCAAGGGCGAGAGAACUGGUGAAGCAGAUCUUCCUUCCGCUGGUUGGACCGGCUGUCCGGGCUUGCGUCGAGUCGCUAAGGAACGAGCUGUCGCCCUCCGUAUCUGCUACACCGCCAUCUACCGCAUCGUUUACCUUCUCCUUUCGAAACCUGCCCGCAGAGGCUUCUGCGAAGGGAUACGCGCACCUUGUCCCCGCUGUGAUCGACCCCUCCUCGGCAUCGGCGCACCUUCUCGAUAGCUUCUCGGAACCCUCUUCUUCCAUAGGGCAUUCUCAGGCAUCCUUCCAAGGCCAGGCCCACGCUCCAAGCUCGAAGAGGCGUCGGGAAGAAGAAGAAUCUCUAGCGGAUGAGACAGAGGUCACAUGCCUGCUGCUCGGAGAGGGCGCAGGUGCGGAGGUGUCGGCCAGUGCAGAAAGAAAUGGCGCGCCGCCCGCGCUUCUUGAACCUCCAUUAAAGAGGCGCCACCUAGGCGAAGCCCCCGUCAAAUGGGCGCGGGACGCAGACAAGAAAUUUUCCAAGGAGAAGCGGAGAGCCGGGAAUCGUAAGCGGCAAGGAACAGAUAUCAAGAAGGUGAUUACACCAGACUCCCUCGUCGAGCCCAUCUGCAGGGCCCUCGAUUCGCUACCCGCCGGUCGCUUGGCCUUCAGCUGUAACUACUCGGGACCAAGUCUCUAUGGGAGUACCAUCGACGCGGCCAUGGGCCAAGACCUCGUCAAGUACUAUCUAGUGGCAGCACUCACGGAUGUCUGGGCUGACCACGGGAUGAGUGCUCACGCCGCCGCAACAGCUAUCGAGGCCAUGGUCUCGGAAGAAGUCGUCAAUCGCAUCGCCCGCGCUCUCGGGAUGGUCGAGCAUGUUGAUUUCCUCCGGGCCGUCGCACGCGCAUCUCGGGAGAUAUCGUUCGAUUUUCUUCGGACUGCCGUCCUGGAUGUCUAUCGAGACGUCGCCCCUGUCGCGAUAGAGCUUGUCAAACCGCUCUACAUCGUCUUUUCGUCCGAGUCGCUCGAGCCCACGCGGGAUCACCUUCGCAACGUCUUGCUCAUCCAAAACGCCGGCUACACCUAUCGCUCCAACCUUAGCCGUGUGGAAGCCGUUUUGUCGACGAAUGCCAGGACCAUCCAGCAGCUGUUCCACAAGGAUCUUCUUCGCGGAUUGAAUUUCCUCUAGACGCACGUAAUUUCGAUUUCGCCUGUCACCGCUUCGUUCAUCUGGGACCCUCGUACAUCCUACUCACAUACCGCAUAUCGUUUAUCUCGACCACAUACCAGCGCUCAUCGUACAUAUAUAGUAGCUACGUCUCUUUUCUCCGCGGCCUUUUAUUGUGGACUGGCAUCAGUGAAGGAAUAUAAUCAUACGAGUUCAUCGUAA